Messenger RNA from Brassicogethes aeneus, 1515 nucleotides. Lineage: Eukaryota; Metazoa; Arthropoda; Insecta; Coleoptera; Nitidulidae. The record is from the annotation of a GenBank genome assembly.
AUGUAUUGGUUAAUUGUAAUAUUUCUUAUAAUAGUUUAUUCUUAUUUUCACAUAAAGAAAUGUAAGAAUUUCUACAAAAAUAAAGGUAUAGAGCCUGGCAACUUACUACCCAUAUUCGGCGACAAUUUUAAAAUGAUGUUUCGUUUGGAAAAUUUAGCAGAAUAUAUAUCCAGAACAUAUUCCAGAGAACCCGGAAAAAGAGUAUAUGCGGUAAACAACAUGGGUAACAAUUAUCUAGGCAUAAAAGACCCAGAGUUAAUCAAACAGAUCACAGUUAAAGACUUUGAUCACUUUACGGAUCAUCUGCAGUUUCUCGAGACCGACUUGGAUCCUCUAUGGUCGAAAAACCUUGUCGCCUUGACGGGAAAAAAGUGGCGCGACAUGCGUACAACCCUUUCGCCGGCGUUUACAAGCAGCAAAAUGAAGCUGAUGUUCACUUUGAUUCAAGACGCGUCCAAAACCUUCGUGGACCAUUUCGAGAAGCAAAAUCAAGACGUCGUCGACGUGGAAUUCAAAGACGUGUUUACUAGAUUCACCAACGAUGUUAUAGCGACCACUGCGUUCGGUAUAAAAGUCGACUCUCUAGCAGAAAGAAACAAUACGUUCUAUUUGAUGGGCAAAGAGGCGACCAACUUCACAAGCUAUUUGCUACUCAUAAAAUUCAUGAUAUUAUCAAUUAUGCCCACAGUUGCCAAAAUAUUUAAGCUAGGCGUUUUCAGCCAAUCAGUGGCGAAAUUUUUUAGAUCGACAAUCAAGGAAACAAUUGAAGUGCGCGAAAAAAACAACAUCGUCAGGCCAGACAUGAUCAACUUGCUCAUGGAGGCCUCGUUCGCCUCGGUGGAGGAAUCUUUAACUGCAAAAGUGAAAGAGGUGAAGCAACAAUUAACAGACGAUGAUAUAACAGCACAAGCCUUGAUUUUCUUUCUUGGAGGAUUCGAUUCAGUAUCAAAUUUGAUGUGUUUUACCGCCUAUGAGUUGGCUGCAAAUCCAGACAUACAAGAUAUGGUGAGAAAGGAAGUUUUGGACACAGUGGAAGAAGCUAACGGCGAAAUAACCUACGAGGGUGUAAUGAAGAUGAAAUACUUGGACAUGGUUAUAUCAGAGAGUCUGCGUAAGUGGCCCAAUGCACCUCAAACAGACAGAUUGUGCAUCAAACAGUACAAAAUCGAGCCCGCUUCACCAGAUGAGAAACCCAAAACUUGGGAAAAAGGAGAGCCAGUUUGGAUACCAAUAUAUGCUCUUCAUAGAGAUCCGGAAAAAUUCGACCCCGAGCGUUUCAGCGAAGAAAACAAGUCGAAAAUAGUUCCAUACACGUAUCUGCCGUUUGGUGCGGGCCCUAGAAACUGCAUAGGUUCGAGAUUUGCUCUACUAGAAGCCAAACUGGUCCUGUGCGAAUUGCUAAGGAAAUUCCAAAUAUUGCCAACAAAAAAAUCACAAAUUCCACUAAAACUUGGCACGGGUUCAUUCGCGUCUGUUCCCAAAGGCGGAUUCAACUUUGGUUUCAAAAAACUUUAA